Messenger RNA from Penicillium oxalicum, 2004 nucleotides. RefSeq names its product copper amine oxidase. The record is from RefSeq and is a predicted model, not a curated record. Lineage: Eukaryota; Fungi; Ascomycota; Eurotiomycetes; Eurotiales; Aspergillaceae. Gene Ontology annotation, biological process: amine metabolic process. Bases 1 to 2004 code for a protein of 667 amino acids. Gene Ontology annotation, molecular function: quinone binding; primary methylamine oxidase activity; copper ion binding. The transcript is spliced from 3 exons.
AUGGCUCCUCUUCACCCCUUUGACCCAAUCACACCCGGGGAGAUCCAGCUGGCUGUUCGUGUCCUGGAGGCUGCUUUCCCCGACGUCAAGUUGCGGUACAAGCGGAUUGACCUCCAGGAACCCACGAAGCAUGAGACCGUUCCCUACCUGGAGGCGGAGCGCCUCGGCAAGCCACGUCCACCAAAGCCGGCGCGUCUCUUGAUGGCAUUGUUCCAUCGUCUUGACAACGGAUCGUUCUACAAGGCAAUCAUCAAUGCUGAUUCGAAGCUGAUCGUGUCCGCAAAGGAACUGCCCAAGGACGUGCAAGGUCCCAUGGAUGUGGACGAAAUGAUGCAGAUUGAAGAAGUGUGCUUGAAGCACCCAGCAGUCCAGGCCGAGAUUGAGAAGCUGAAGCUCCCGGCCGGAAUGACCGUCUGCUUGGAUCCGUGGAUCUACGGAACCGAAGAUGCCAACGAGAACCGGCGCCUGUUCCAGUGCUACAUGUACAUUGUGGCGGUUGAUCACCCCCAAAAUAACCAAUAUUCCAUUCCUUGCAAAUUCUCACCCGUCUUUGAUGGCAUCACGCAUGAAUUGGUGCGCAUGGAUUACUUGCCUAGCGGAGCCGACUCCCAAACCACAGAGACGCAGCCAUGGAAGCCGGUCGCGCCCAUUCAAUAUGCUCAUGAGUUGCUGGAUGAGCCCCUGCGCACUGAUCUCAAGCCCUAUAUUGUGCAACAGCCCGAGGGGGCUUCCUUCAAUGUGGUCGGAAAUGCGGUCUCAUGGCAGAAAUGGCGUUUCCGUGUGGGUUUCAACAAUCGGGAGGGUCUUGUCCUCCACAAUCUCACCUAUGACGGUCGCAAUACCUUUUAUCGUCUUUCCUUUUCUGAGAUGACUGUUCCCUAUGGCGACCCCCGUGCCCCCUACCACCGCAAGCAGGCCUUCGAUGUCGGUGACGUGGGUUUCGGUAUCACCGCCAACCAGCUCGCUCUGGGAUGUGACUGCUUAGGUCACAUCAAAUACUUUGACGGCUACCGUACUGAUUGCAAAGGCGAGCCAAUUCAGUUGAAGAAUGUCAUCUGUAUGCAUGAGCAGGAUAAUGGCCUGCAACACAAACACACCAACUACCGUACUGGAGCCGCCACCGUUGUCCGUAACCGACAACUGGUGGUGCAGAUGAUCUGCACGGUGGCUAAUUACGAAUACAUCUUCGCUUUCAUUUUGGAUCAAGCGGCCAAUAUUGAACUGGAAGUUCGCGCUACAGGAAUUUUGUCCACCGUUCCAUUUGAAAACGGUGACGGACAAACGGUGCCCUGGGGAACCAACGUUGGACCGGGCGUGAUGGCCCCCUUCCACCAACACAUGUUCUCUCUACGAAUCGACCCUGCCCUUGACGGCUUCAAAAACACAAUUUACUAUGAAGACAGUGUGCCCAUGCCCGAAGACGAUUCCAACCCUUGGUCAGUUGGGUACACCACCGAGAAGAACGUGAUCAAGCAAAGCGGCAGCGCGUCCACGAGCGUCGAGAAACACCGUGUCUUCAAGAUUCGCAACGAUAACAUCAUCAACCCAAUCACUUACCACCCCAUUGCAUAUAAAUUAAUGACCAACCCCAGCCAAAUGCUUCUCGCCCAUCCUAAGUCCUUUGGUGCCAAGCGUGCCCAGUUCGCGACCCGACCUAUCUGGGUGACCAAGUAUCAGGACGACGAGCUCUUUGCUGCAGGUGAAUUUACCAACCAGAGCAAAAAGUCUGAGGGCUUGGAAGUGUGGGCAGCUCGAAACGAUAAUGUGGAGAAUGAAGAUAUUGUUCUCUGGCAUACAUUUGGUCUUACCCACAACUCUCGUAUUGAGGAUUUCCCCGUCAUGCCCGUGGAGCGGGUCAGCGUCAUGCUCAAGCCAGAUGGGUUCUUCACGAAGAACCCUGCAUUGGACGUUCCUCAAUCUUCACAAUCUUUCAACCACUCAACGUUGCACCCAGAGCCAAGCUGCUGUUCCGGAACUCAGGACCGGAGUCAGGUUAAGCUAUAA